Molecule: messenger RNA, 1080 nt
Organism: Caenorhabditis briggsae
Lineage: Eukaryota; Metazoa; Nematoda; Chromadorea; Rhabditida; Rhabditidae
Exons: 6
Coding region: 1-1080 (359 amino acids)
Source: RefSeq, a predicted model, not a curated record
AUGGCAAUGUCGAGUUUGCUGACCUCGACAGUCAUGUCUCUCUUGGAAAAUGAUUCCGACGACGGUUUCGGCGAGGCGACAACGAGAAGAUCAACAUCGAGGGUGUAUCCAUUAUGUACUGAAUUCUUUUGUGAUCAAUACUUCUCUGCACAAAAAAUCAUAUCUCUUGCAAUGAUGCUCGGACGAGUCGCAAUCGCAUUUUUGAUAAUGCUUUUGGGUUUGAAAAUGGAAAAGGACUACAUGAGAAGCAUCACAAAUACCAUAUUCAUUCCAAUCGCUGUGUCCGAACUGUUCACAAUCUACAUUGAAAUCGCAUUUUUCCAGGACAUGUUCAGCCAGUCGCCCACACAAUCUACCGAUUUCAAAGCGACCUACAUCAAUUGGACUACUGAUUUCGUUCAAAUUAUCAAUGACUAUGUGUCCAUUAAUACCGUAGUUUGUUGCCAUUACUACUGUAUUGCGGGCGUGUUGCAACUUUACCAGGAGAUCGGAUUAAUGCAUUUCCAACCAAGUUACAUGAUCUGUCUCAUAAUGCAAAUCGUCCCAUUUUUCGUUUGUAUCUUGAACUACGUGGAAAGACUGAAUACAGCUGUGGUUCUGAAAGUUCUUGCGGCCACUUCCAGAAUAAUUACCAUCAUUUGCUUCGUUGCAAUUUUCGUUUUGAUUUUUGUGUCAAUCGUCGUUGUAUUGCGCGAGCUUCCGGACGAGGCAGCAACUUCAGUGGAUAUGCAGAUUCGUGAUGCUCGAAGUCGUUUGGCUUGGACUCUGAUUUAUAUUAUAAUCCCAUUCAUCACAUUGGUCCCAUUUGUGAUUGAAGGAAUUUACUACAUCUUUCACAUUCAGCCAGAAGCAAAUAGUUUUGGCAAAAUGGUGGCUCUAAUCUGCGAAAUCCUCAUCAUAAUGGUGAAUUUCUAUCGUCCCACAUGGAUGGUCGUCAUCACAAUGAUCUUCCUUCCACCGUAUCGUCGUGCUGUUCCCCUUCUAUUCUGUUGCUGCUCAUGCUGCCCAAAAGUCAAUGUGGAACCACUUCCACGUAAGGAAAACGAGUCGAGUCUUAUGUAUCGAUAUGCCGAUUUGUGA